This is a messenger RNA of Panicum virgatum (switchgrass), 1426 nucleotides long. RefSeq lists its product as uncharacterized. Bases 459 to 1409 code for a protein of 316 amino acids. The record is from RefSeq and is a predicted model, not a curated record. The transcript has 2 exons. Lineage: Eukaryota; Viridiplantae; Streptophyta; Magnoliopsida; Poales; Poaceae.
GAUGUUUUUAAGCUGGCUUUAGGUUCACAUGCUACUAAAUAUGAGUUCCAUUAUAACAUUAAAAAAAGUGAUAAAACUCGGCACAUGGUGUACUGCAGUGGCAAGAAUGUGGGCUGUAGGUGGAGACUUCAUGCCUUUGUUUUGAGCGAUGGGGUCACAGUAAAGAUAAUCUUUAUAUUGUCCUUAAUUUGUAUAGAUCAUUAUUUUUUCUUUUUAAUUAACCAUGAUAUUGUUUUUGUUGGCAGGUGAGGAGGAACCCAUACCCUCAUGAGGAGUGUCACAGCACUAGGAGGGCAGGUGCAUGUGUAGGGGUGACAAAGUUUUGGGUGCACGACCAAGUGAUUGAUUGGCUAAAGAAAGAUGGAAAAUUGGGAGCCACAGAGCUGAAAAAGAAGCUGAAGGAAAGUCACAAAGUUGAUGUGACCUACAGGAAAGUUUAUCUAGGUAAACAACUUGCUAUGGAUACAAUUUAUGGCCUAUGGGGCAAAAGUUUUGACAACCUUUACAGAUUUAAGGCUCAGAUAGAGGAAAGCAGUCCUGGAUCUUUUGUUGUGAUUGAUCACCACACUAUCAACAACAAAACAAGGUUUAAUAGGUUCUUUUUUGCUAUGAAACCCUGUGUUGAUGGCUUCCUUAGAGGUUGUAGGCCAUAUCUUGCUGUAGAUAAUACAUUUUUGAAUGGAAAGUUCAAAGGCCAGUUGUGUGUAGCUUGUGCAGUUGAUGGGCAUAACUGGAUGUACCCUGUAGCUGUUAGUGUGAUUGACUCAGAAACAAAUGAAAAUUUGGUGUGGUUCAUGGAGAGGUUGAAGGAAGCUAUAGGCACCCCAGUUGGCCUAACAUUCAGCACUGAUUGUGGGCAGGCAGUGAUGAAUGGGGUUAGUGAGGUUUUUUCAGAAGCUAAACAUAGAGAGUGUAUGUACCAUCUAGUCCAAAAUUUCAAGAAGAGGUACAGUGGUGAGGUUUUUGAUAAGCAUUUGUGUCAGUCUGUAUAUUCUUGGAACCCAUACAUGUUUGAGAAACAUUAUCAAGCAAUGGCUGAAUACAAACCAGAGGCUAUGAAAUAUCUUCAGGAAACUCACAAGAAAUUGUGGACCAGGAGUCAGUUCUCCACCUUGUCAAAGGUGGAUUAUAUUACCAAUAACUUGGCUGAGGCAUUCAAUAAAUGGAUAAAGGAUCACAAGGGCAAGCACCUGGAUGAUCAGAUGGAUACCAUUAGACAAAACAUCUUGAUUAAAUGGAAUAAUAGGAAAAGGUGUGCCCAAAAGUUUGAAGGGAAGACUUUGCCUCAUAUAGUCCAGAAGUUGAGGGACGACAGCUAUAACCUUGACAUUGAAGUGAUCACAAGCUCACUGAUGGCAUUGCUGAAAUUUGUGCUAAGGACUGUUCUGCCACUGCAUACAUGUUUGUAGUCAAUUUAAUUGAGAGG